Spirodela intermedia is the source of this 3503-nucleotide messenger RNA. The record is from the annotation of a GenBank genome assembly. NCBI's taxonomy places the organism in Eukaryota, Viridiplantae, Streptophyta, Magnoliopsida, Alismatales, Araceae.
AUGGCACGGGUGUUGGUUGCUCUCGCCGGCGUGUUCCUGGCUGUGGCGGUGUACUGCGGACUUGAUCCCUUCAAGAGGGGCGCAAUGGUGGGGUUCCCGGGGUUCGAGGUGUACCCGGUAGACCAGCCCCCGUGGUCGGAGCUUCCCACGGCGCAGGACGCGGAGAACCUGCUCCAGAAGGCGGAGCUGCGAUUCCUGGGCCAGGUGCAGGGCCCCGAGAGCGUGGUCUUCGAUCCGAAGGGGAGGGGGCCCUACGCGGGCGUCGCCGACGGGAGGGUUCUCUUCUGGGAUGGCAACUCCUGGACUGACUUCGCCUACACUUCCCCCAACAGGUGAUUUCCCAUCUCUUCGAAAGAUUCCUCUCCGAGCUACAGCGGAGCAAAUACUCAGUUUGGAUUCCGCUAUAUCUAUUUGUUUAUUUCUUUAUUUAUUAAUCCCUGUUUCCUCCCCCCGGGCGUCAAGGAGUUGUCUGUUUUUUUUUGUACUAAAAUAUCUGACGUUUUCCAGUCGAAGCUCCCGGGAAAAUUUUGUCGUCUCUACAUUUAGAUCUGGUCAAACGUCUCGGUCGGUAUGAGCUGAGGUGCCAUGUCGGAGUAAUCAAUCCCACUGUUCUAAGAGACGUUUAAAUGGGAUGGAUUUAAAUAUGUGAGUUAAUAAAAAUCUCCACAGUGGGUGAGCUGUAUUUAAAUGAAUAGGUCCGUUGCGAUUACAACCAACUGCUCUCUAGCUGGACGAUCAAAUUAUUCAACAUGAAACUGUAGCAGAUAGUUAUGUUACGAAGGUAGAUAUUUUGGGCUUUCUAUGUAUGCCAAAAAGCCCAAAAUUUGCUCUGCUCGGUUGAGGGUACCGUCUGAACGUACACCUGAAGGUGUGGGGUAUCUUGGAUUAGUGUCCUGCUGAUUUGACUUAAAUGUCCAAAUUCCUGAACUUUAUCAUCUUCUUGAGCGUCAUACUCUGUGAUGAGCUUAUCAUGAGAGAGGGUGGGUUAUUUACCCGUUAACUGGUCAUACGCGGAGAAGGGUAAACUUCACUCGUUCUCAAUUGCUUCCGAAUUUGACUGCCCAGUUAGUUCCUCAGUAGCUUGGGAAAGUCUUGGAAGACGUCUUCUUCAAGAUAGAGGUCGUAUGGACCCAUUAGUUUAAUGGAUCUUUUUGGGUUUAGCCCGAGAUUUUUUUAUAUGUAUUACCAUUGCUUGAGGUUCUCUCAUAAUCUCAUAAUUUCUGCGUGGACUACUGUCAUUGUAGAAAAAUUGAUUUUAUGAAGGAUCAUGGACUCGAACUGGAGAAGCUCUUUGGGUCUCUACUGUAUUCGGGAGUGGCACACUUAUUACAGUGAGAGUGCAAUGCCGCCUUCAUCUAAAAGAAGACCCUCAUAACGUUGUGCCGUUGUUUAUGGCCAUGGCCAUAGCUGGACAAGAAUGAGAUCUAUGCACGUAUAACUGCUAGCUCGUUUCUCCUGCUGGAACCGAAUGAGCAGCCUCCUUAUAUCUCUGGUCUGUGUGAUUCUUCGGUGAUGAUGAGCAAUAAAUUUUUUAUAUUACUUAUAGUUGAUGAAAUUAGAGCUUGCAUGCUGGACACAACCCUUAUCCUGUAUAAUCCAUGGUAGCCAUGAGAAGUCCUCGAAUUUUCCAUUGAAUGCAUGCCACCCCAUCAAUUAGCCCAUGAAGCUAAUCACCAACUUCCCUCAGCUAACUUGAUCAUUCCCCUACAGACCCUUGUGAGGUCAGGUGGGAAGGAAAGCUGUGUGCCCGUCCUUAGAGCCAUUAUGGACUUGCUUUUACCUUGGUGCAUCAUAAUUUGUCUCUGUUUAGCCUUUCAAUGGGUUUCAUGCUUAGUCGCUCUUAUUAUUCCAAAACAUUGAAAAAACUAAUUCUUCUGCACAAAAAAUUAGGACGUUCUUAAUAUUUGGCGGAAGGUCUUGGAAAGCCCUUGCUUUGACGUUCUUAUAUUAAUUAUUUUUAUUUUGGUUUCUUUUGAAUUAUUUUGUAGGUCAGAGCUAUGUGAUCCCAAACCUUCACCAAUGCUUUACUUAAAGAACGAGCACAUCUGUGGACGACCCUUGGGUCUCCGCUUUGACAAGAAAUCUGGAGAUAUGUACAUUGCUGAUGCUUAUUUUGGGCUGUUGAAAGUUGGGCCCGAAGGAGGGCUGGCUACGACCCUCACCACUGAAGCUGAAGGUGAACCACUGGGGUUUACAAAUGACUUGGACAUUGAUGACGAAGGGAAUGUGUACUUCACUGACAGCAGCACGACUUAUCAAAGGAGGUGUGCUCAUCUCACUUUCUCAAUUAUGCUUCAACGAUGCAUUCUCUCACAGUUGCGCUGCAUUGGAAGAAAAUAUUAGUGCCAUGCACUGUAAUCUUGGUGCCUUUUGCAUCCAUUUCUAUUUCCACAUUGUGUUGCGCUAGAUGGAACCCUAUGUAGAUGCUAUAUCUGGUGUUUUUAUCAUUCAAUUCUGGAUUUGGGAAUUUUCUUCCACGUGGUAUAGUUUUUUAUCUUGCUUUCUUGUGGAAUGGAUUGAUUGCCCCGUUAAAAAUGAAGAAUUUAAGUUUUCAUAAGAAAUGUAGGAAAUUACUGCUGUCAGUCUGUGACCUUUAUUGGUCACUAAAACUAUUGGCAUUGGCGUCUGACUAGGGAGGAAGGUGUGAACUGUGAUUUAUUUUCCUCUCUGCACAAACUUUGGCCCAUCGGAUGAUACUUUCUCGCACUAUAGUGUGAACUUUAUGAAACAUUGGUGGAGCUGUAAACAAGCCCCGGUCAUCUGCUGAUACAUAACUAUUCCCCCCUUAACGUCUGUUUCCUGUGCUUUCAGGAAUUUCAUGCAGCUCGUCUUCACUGCCGAGCCCUCAGGCCGAUUGUUGAAGUACAACCCCGUGACCAAGGAAACCUCUGUUCUCGUUCGGAACCUUCAGUUCUCCAAUGGCGUUUCCAUAAGCAAGGACAGGACCUUCCUGGUUUUCUGUGAGGGCUCCCGUGGCAGGUUGCUCUCAUGCCUGUGAACCCCCCCUGGCCUCGCUCUCAACACCAGGCUAUGCUAAUCAAGAUUAUUCUGCUGCUGCUAGAAAUGUACUUACCUAAGUUGGUCGCAAAUUAUUGGGCAGGUUGACCAAGUAUUGGCUGAAGGGGGAGAAGGCAGGGACCACAGAGACAUUUGCCAUCCUCCCCGGCUUCCCUGACAAUGUGAGGACCAAUGAGGCAGGCGAGUUCUGGGUGGCAAUACACUGCCGGCGCAACCUAUACUCUCACCUCUCCUCCCUCUUCCCUCGGCUGAGGAAGCUCCUGCUGAAUCUCCCCAUCACUCCCCGGCAACAUUUCCUGCUGCACAUUGGAGGCCGGCUACAGGGUGUGAUCGCAAAGUAUGGACCUGAUGGGCAGCUGCUGAAGAUCCUGGAGGACAGGGAGGGGAAGGUUGUCAGGGCAUGUAGUGAGGUGGAGGAGAAGGAUGGGAAACUGUGGAUUGGCUCUGUCUUGAUGCCAUAUAUCGCAGUCUAUGAUCUCAACUGA